Molecule: messenger RNA, 1839 nt
Organism: Thrips palmi
Lineage: Eukaryota; Metazoa; Arthropoda; Insecta; Thysanoptera; Thripidae
Product: pancreatic triacylglycerol lipase-like
Exons: 11
Coding region: 55-1770 (571 amino acids)
Biological process (GO): lipid metabolic process
Molecular function (GO): lipase activity
Source: RefSeq, a predicted model, not a curated record
CGCCCUUCUUUCGAGGCCAGAGCCUCCCCCAGGCCAGCACCGACGGCCCACACCAUGCAAGUGCUCUGCUCGCUGGCCGUGGCGGCCAUGUACCUGAGCACCAUCGGCUUGUCCAGCGCCGCCACCUCGCGCGCGGCCAAAGUCAUCAAGCCCGCCAUGUCGUUCGUGGUUGUAUCCGCCGGCCUGCGCGCGGUGCGCGCCGCGGGGGUGGCCGCCGGCGUGGGCGCGGUGCGCGACCGGCUGCGCGCGGGGCUGCAGGACCGGCGGAACGCCAUGCGCAUGGGCCGCAAGGAGGUGUGCUACGACAUGGUGGGUUGCUUCUCGGCGCUCAACAACCCCCUGAAGCGCUUGCCGCAGAGCCCGGACAGCGUGGACACCAAGUUCUGGCUGAUGACGCGCUCGAACCAGACCCACACGCCGCAGCGCAUCCGGUACGGUGACAACCUGCGCUCCCUGUCCCAGUCGGACUUCGACCCCACCAAGACCACGCGGGUCCUCAUCCACGGCUUCAAGGGCUCGGCCCACGACGACGGCGCCCUGGCCGGCGCCGCGGCCUUCCUCAAGAUGGAGGACGUCAACAUGGUGAUGGUGGACUGGGAGAAGGGCGCCUCCUCGCCGUACACCACGGCCGCGGCCAACACGGAGCUCAUCGGCAGACAGGUGGGCCUGGUCCUGCUGGACAUGAUGUCCCUCGGCGCGCACCCCGACGCCAUCCACAUCAUCGGCUUCUCGCUGGGCGCGCACGUGGCUGGCUGCGCCGGCCAGGUGGUCAAGAACAGGGGGCGCAUGGUGGGGCGCAUCAGCGGCCUGGACCCCGCGUCGCCGCUGUUCCGACGGCAGCUGCUGCGGGAGGCGGCGCAGAAGCUGGACGCCGGGGACGCGCGCUUCGUGGACGUCAUCCACACGGACGGCGGCGCGCUCUGGACGGACGGCUUCGGGCUGCUGGGGCCGCUGGGCCACGUGGACUACUUCCCCAACGGCGGGCGUCAGCAGCCGGGAUGCACCGACCCCAGGGCCUCCGUCGUCGUCAGCCACUUUGAGGGCGUCGUCAACUCCAGCACGGUGUGCAGCCACGCUCGGGCCUGGUCGCUCUUCCUGGAGACCAUCGCGACCCCCGAGCCGGGCCGCUGCCAGUUCCAGGCCUUCCCCUGCCCGCAGGGUGGCACCGCGUUCCAGCAGGGCCACUGCUUCCCUGCGCGCAAGAUCUGCGACCCCGCCGCACCCGGUCCGUCUUGCGGCGUCAUGGGCAUGCGGGCAGAGGAGACCCCGGCCAGAGGGCCGCUCUACCUCGUCACCAGGGACUCCCCGCCGUACUGCGGUGACCAGAUCCAAGCGUCCGUCGUCGUCUCCAAGCAGACGGCACCAACGCGAGGCGUCCUCCAGCUGCAGCUGCUGCACGGCUCCAGCAACACCAGCUUCCAGAUGGCCUGCGAGUUCAUGGACGGGGUGCAGCAGAGCGGCGAACUGAGGGCACUCGCCGCUGCGCAGUGGGGCUCGCUGGGCCCGGACAUCACCCCCCGCCUCACGGCGCGCAUCUCGUACCAAUCAUUGGCCUUCCAGAGCGAGCCGCCGUCCUCCGCCACCGCCCCGACGCCCACCGUGCCCACCACCACGGCCUCGCCCGCGCCCAGCCUCUACCUGGACCGCGUGACCGUCCGCGACCUGCGGGGCAACAGCUGGCAGUACUGCGGCGCCAACACAGCGCUGGCCCACGCCGAGGGGACCUUGUUUGACCAGCUGACGGUGGAGCUGGGCACCGAGCCCUGUUGACACCGGCGAAGAACCUCUAGCCAAAAUCACAUUCAGUAGCCUGUGCCAAAUUAAAUGGUCUGAGGAACG